Chlorocebus sabaeus (green monkey) is the source of this 4542-nucleotide messenger RNA. Lineage: Eukaryota; Metazoa; Chordata; Mammalia; Primates; Cercopithecidae. The record is from RefSeq and is a predicted model, not a curated record.
UAUUGCUUUAAUAGUAUAGCAAUAAUAAUAAUAACAAUAAUAAUAAUAACAGGGCAGGUUUCUGAAAUCCAGCCCUCCUAGUAGCCUGAUCCCCUUGAUGUGGGGUGCCUCUCCAGGUCUCCAGGGAUGAGCGCUGGCUUGACGCGCCAGGGACCUCACCUUUCUCUUUGUAUGUACAUGCAUGUAUGCCACUGUGUUUAUUACAAAUGUCAUGCAUAUUUACUGUAGAAAAAAAUAGAAAACCAAGGAAAACCAACAAAAGGAAAAAACCCUCUGAAAUCUCACCACUGAGAGGUAAUUUGGGACUGGACUUUCCUUCCAGUCCUUUGUGCGUGUGUGUCUCUGCUUUGUGAAAAUGUGAUUGUAGAGUUUUGCUACCUGUUUGAGUCUUUCAUGAAGUGUAUGUGGACCCGCCUGGGUCUGUCUCCCAUCUCUAAUCCCAUCUGCUGUAAAGUUUUCUGUUUGCUAAAGGGCAUGGGAUAAGGAAAGACCACCCCCUUCUUUUCCCAUGCUCAUUGUCCAAUUCUACUCCUAGUGUCCAGCAUAACAUGAGGAAGAUGCCGUAUCUGGCUCUCCUCUCUGUAAUUUUCUCUCUUAUUCGCCGUCUCCUUUCCAGACCUCUCAAGUUAACCCUGACCCUUGAGGUCUCACUGGGCUUUAAAUGAGGCCUUUGUAAAGAGAAUAACCCAUAACACAAUGGAAAGUGUGAGCCGAAUGGUGCUUACUUCUCAAAAGAUGUGUCCAUUUUAUCUUGGAGAGAGCUUGAGGAAGACUGGAUUUGCAGGGGAAGCAAUGUGCAGAUACCUGGCCUCAGGUACUCCAGCUGUGCCUCCUCUUUGUCAUCAGCCUCUCAUCACCUGGCUGAAUCGAGAAACUUCAAACAGCAAAAGUUCUAAAAAGUAACACCAAAGGUGGACCCCCCGGGCAUUGCCCAGGAUGUAACAGAGGUGGGAUAGCCUAGGCCUCAACUCAAGGAAAUGUUUCCACUUGUAUGGGAAGGAGCUGGUGGACCUUCUAGGGCUGCAGGGUGGAAAUAUCAGAUAAGACAGGCAGGUUGAGGGGGGUGAGGUGGGGGAUCUGGAGAGACCCACUUUACCCAGGACACACAAAGGAAAAAAAUGCAGGCUGACCUUUUGAAUUGUAUCCUGAAGGCAAUGGAGAAGAUAUUGAUCAGGAAGUGGUUACUGACACCAGAUUCCGCAGGAGAAGCCUGGUCAGAGACAGAUGGGCUUGGGCCCCAGGAAGAGAAGAACUACAGGGAAGGCGGUUCCUCCCAUUCAAAGGUUCUUGGUUCAGCUGAUGGUGUUCCUGAUCAGCUUCAUAAGCUCCGUGUUCUGUGGCCACCUGGGCAAGCUGGAGCUGGACGCAGUCACGCUGGCGAUCGCGGUUAUCAAUGUCACUGGUGUCUCAGUGGGAUUCGGCUUAUCUUCUGCUUGUGACACCCUCAUCUCCCAGACGUACGGGAGCCAGAACCUGAAGCACGUGGGCGUGAUCCUACAGCGGAGUACACUCAUUCUGCUCCUCUGCUGCUUCCCCUGCUGGGCGCUGUUUCUCAACACCCAGCACAUCCUGCUGCUCUUCAGGCAGGACCCGGAAGUGUCCAAGCUUACCCAGACCUAUGUCACGAUCUUCAUUCCAGCUCUUCCUGCAACCUUUCUUUAUACGCUACAAGUUAAAUAUUUGCUCAACCAGGAGGGAGAAGAGUGGGCUCUUCAGCUGGUUCUCGUGUUCACACGUGGUCUCUUUCUUGCACACCGUGGAAAGCACUGUCAGGGAUGGAGGGUGAGGCUGCUCUGGGAAGAAGACCUUGGUCUGCUGAGGACGGUACGGGAAGGGAUGAGUCUCCCCUCCUCACCCAGUGGGGCAGGGAGAGGCGCAGGAAGGUACCUCCCUCUCACUGGGACUGUUCUUUCCAGAGGCUCUGCACUGGCAAAUUUGAUUUCCCAGUACACCCUGGCUCUACUCCUCUUUUUCUACAUCCUUGGGAAAAAACUGCAUCAAGCUACAUGGGGAGGUUGGUCCCUCGAGUGCCUGCAGGACUGGGCCUCCUUCCUCCGCCUGGCCAUCCCCAGCAUGCUCAUGCUAUGCAUGGAGUGGUGGGCCUAUGAGGUCGGGAGCUUCCUCAGCGGCAUCCUCGGCAUGGUGGAGCUGGGAGCUCAGUCCAUCGUGUAUGAGCUGGCCAUCGUUGUGUACAUGGUCCCUGCAGGCUUCAGCGUGGCUGCCAGUGUCCGGGUAGGAAACGCUCUGGGUGCUGGAGACAUGGAGCAGGCACGGAAGUCCUCCACCGUUUCCCUACUAAUCACAGUGCUCUUUGCUGUAGCCUUCAGUGUCCUGCUGUUAAGCUGUAAGGAUUUUGUGGGGUACAUUUUCACUACCGACCGACACUACACAAACAUGGAACGUGCUAAGAAUUGUUACCUGGAGGAGGAAGGGCUAGUACUGGGGCAAACUGGAAGUGCAUUGCAGUCAGACAUCAUUAAUCUGGUGGCUCAGGUGGUUCCAAUUUAUGCUGUUUCCCACCUCUUCGAAGCUCUUGCUUGCACGAGCGGUGGCGUUCUGAGGGGGAGUGGAAAUCAGAAGGUUGGAGCCAUUGUGAAUACUGUUGGGUACUACGUGGUUGGCCUCCCCAUCGGGAUCACGCUGAUGUUUGCAACCAAACUUGGAGUGAUGGGUCUGUGGUCAGGGAUCAUCAUCUGUACAGUCUUUCAAGCUGUGUGUUUUCUAGGCUUUAUUAUUCAGCUAAAUUGGAAAAAAGCGUGUCAGCAGGCUCAGGUACACGCCAAUUUGAAAGCAGACGUGGCUCGGAGUGGGAAUUCCGCUCUCCCUCAGGACCCGUUUCACCCAGGGUGCCCUGAAAACCAUGAAGGAAUUUUAAUGAACGAUGUUGGGAAGACAGGCGAGACUCAGUUGGAUCAGCAGAUGCGCCAAGAAGAACCUUUGCCGGAACAUCCACAGGACAGUGCUAAGUUGUCCAGGACACAGCUGGUGCUGCGGCGAGGGCUUCUGCUCCUGGGGGCCUUCUUAAUCUUGCUGGUGGGGAUUUUAGUGAGAUUCUAUGUCAGAAUUCAGUGACGUGGCAGGAAAGAAAGUCAGGUCAAGUGAUGCUUUUGAGCUUACACACAAUUGCCAGGCCCACCAGUGACAAUUUACUUUGAGUUAAUGUCAUUCAGGUGUACCCAUGGAUUCUGAGGGUUGGGAAUGCAAAGAUACAUUUCUCUAAAAAAAGAAAAAGCAACUAAGGUUAAAAGCUAUAUUGUGGCCCAAGACACUGUCUGAAAGAUGACAUGAGUAAUGUAAUUCACCACUAUCUGAACCAAGGACCAAUGUGCUGACUGCAUUGGCCGAUGGCUUUGCUAUUUUUUUAGACACAAACCCAUAAACUCAGUGCUUAAGAAUUCAUACUGCCUGAAUUAUGUGAAAUAUAUUUUACAAUAUAUCUUUCCUUGGGCCUUAGAUUACUAUUCACUGGGCAAAUGGUAUUUGUUUUUUUUUUUUUUUUUAAAUAGACGGAAGUCUUGCUCUGUCACACAGGCUGGAGUACAGUGGUGCGAUCAUAGCUCACUGCAGCCUCAAACUCCUGGGCUUCAAGCAAUCCUCCUGUGUCAACCACCAGAGUAGCUGAGACUUCAGGGGUGUGCCACCAUGCCCAGCUGGCAUUUGUUAAUCUUCAUUUGAGGUCUAGAUCUAGGCACUGUUGGCACUGAAAAACAGUUGGGAAAUCUUUGGAGCUGUGGAAAUCCAAACAAGAACGGAUAAUUCCUGGUAGGGGUGUGUGCAUGACCUACUGCAGCCUCAACCUCCAGGGCUCAAGUGAUCCUCGCAUCUCAGCCUCCUGAGUAGCUGAGACCACAGGCGUGUGCCACCACGCCUAGCUAAUUUUUUAUUUUUUGUAGAGACGGGGUCUACCCUUUGUUUCCCAGGCUGGUCUUGAAUUCCUGGGAUCAAGCGAUCCUUCCACCUUGCCCUUGCAAAGUGUUGGGAUUAUAGGCAUGAACCACCACGCCUGGCCAGAGGACAAAAUUUUAAUAAAGGUCUUAGCUUAAGUAGUAAUCCUACUUCAUUAACCUUCCUGGGGCGGGGUACGCACCGAUAAUUCAGCAAGCCUCCGUACAUACUAAGUAUGCUCAGUGCUGUGAAAGUGGAUUACACCAAAUUAAGUUAUUCUUAUCACACCCAAUUAAAAGUCAAGAAGCCAGGGAUAAAAGCACCCCAGGCAUAUAACAUUAAUCUAGUAAUGUAAUUCUCUGCACAUCCAGCUGGUGAAACUGCCUGCUGUAAGCUGAGACCAGCUUUAUCCAUAACUGCUGAGAUAACUUGCUGAAGCUCUAGGAAUAAUUUCGCCUGCCCGGUUGCUCACCAGUUGUAGCUUGCCAGCUCCCAGGACCCUUCCCGGUGCCAAUAAACUUUCUCAAAGAGCUAUACUGACAUUUCUUUUGAUAAAACCUCCAGCCUUCUGUGUUGUUCCGACAUACCAAGGACCACCUGGUCUACAUGGAUGCCCUGAACUGCAAUUCUUUCUUCCCAAAUAAAGCAUUAAAUGGA